AUGCCUAUUGACAACGAUAUAGUUGAGAAACGAGUUUAUGACAUUCUCAGCGGCGAAAACCCAGACAUCAAGGAGAGUGGGUAUGAAGAGGCGAAAGCCUUUGUCAAGGCUGAGCUCAUUAAAAAUAAAUCCAUCCCAUUCACAUAUUGGCUUGAGCAGCCUUGCCCUGCACAUCGUGAUACCAAAGGCGAAACCGCACCCUGCGUAACCUUUAGGCGCGGGCUUCACGACUAUAUGAUGGCAGCCAGUGGUGGAUAUGCGGACCGUCAACAGUUGAUGAAAGACUUGGGAUUUAUUAACACAGGAGGAUAUUCAGCAUCUCAGUGUCUGAGAAUAGGGCAUAUGAGUGCCGGGGAGAUACCAACACACGUGUGGUCCCCCUGGUAUCCGGACCGUGGAUUAACCAUCUUUGAACGACCUGACACUUCUGGAAACACCGCAUCUGAGCAAGCUUUCCAAAAGGCUACCAGUUGGUUUCGUGAAUGCAACGAUACACACUCAAGUUGCUCGCUUGGAGAAGUUUCAGAAAUGCCCGAACGAGUUCUCGAUAUCUUUGCUGAAGAUACCAUCUCUGGUGUCAAGUUGAUUCACACAAACGGCCAAAAAGCAAGAUAUGCUUGUCUAAGUCACCGCUGGGGAAAAGAUACUUCUCAGACAAUAGGAAUGAACAUCAAUUCCUUGUGCAAGGAGGUUCCAUGGGAUUACCUUUCGCCCACGUACCAAGAUUCUAUAACCUUUCUGCGAAAGUUUUCGAAAUGGCACCAGGAAGAGUAUGGAGAGCCUAUACGCUACAUUUGGAUCGACAGUUUGUGCAUCGUACAGGACUCCAAGAGUGAUUGGGAGAAGCACUCUCUCAAAAUGAGCGACAUCUAUUCUAAUUCCUCAAUUACUUUAGUAGAAAGCCACGAGCUGGACACUGCAAAGAGAUUGUUCCAGGAUUCUUCCUUUAGGGAUAUUUCGAAGCCGGUUUCUAUUAGAGAUGCACAAGGCAACAACCAUGAACUACAUUUCCGAAAGCCAAUUCAUCAUCCCACCUACAUGAUCAACGAUGGUAGCGUCCCCGUCUGGAAAAGAGCAUGGGUGUUCCAGGAACGACUUCUCUCACACCGUCUCCUUAUUUUCGGACCCGAUGAGCUCUCAUGGCAAUGUGCCAGCCACCACAGAUGUGAAUGUGGCCUCGAUGAAUCUGAGUCGCAGACUGUGAAGCUCAUGAAAGAAUGGGGGGAUAAUAUUUACGUACCAGAACGCUCAGCCGGCAGCAGGAGAGAUAUGCAACAACUUCUUGGUGAUAACCCCUCUCACAGCCAACUUCGUCGCGCGUGGAGACACGUCAUCGAAGCAUACUCUCAGCUCGACUACACAUAUCGCAGCGAUACUCUAUACGCUAUAGCCGGCCUUGCAAAGAACUUUAACUCAAGAUUAGGCAGCAAGGAUUAUUUCGCAGGAAUCUGGUAUGAAGAAUACCAAGAGGGCGAAACAGAAGAUUUUCAACCACAAGCUGAGACAGCGCUGGAUCUACUGUGGAGAUUGACAUACUUCAAAGACGCCGAGAGAAAGGACUUGCCAGAGCCUGCUGUGCCUAUUUCAUGGAGCUGGGCCUACCCCGAGUGCGCAGUCACGUAUCCGUUUGUAAACGAUGAAGCGACUAACCAAUUCUCGCUGGUAGCUUCUAUUGGCGGCGCUCAGAAUGUUCCAAAAUUGCCCGACGAUCAUGACAAGCCGCGGGACUGGGUGAAAGACGACAUGUAUACGGAGGUGCCUCCUUCGGCAAUUGUCAUUAUUGGGCCUAUUUGGAAGACAAAAAUGACUGCAACAGCGUUCUCAUUCACAAUCAGCAAUACAGAGUAUCCGGAAUACACCUACUAUUUGGGAGCCAUGUCAGCUAGUAUACUCCAGGAAAGCGCUGUUGGGAGAGAGAUUGUCCAAAGGAGGAUCCUUCUCAUGCCCCCUCAAGAGGAAGAUGAAAGCGACGAAUCUGCCCUUCAGAAGAUGCCUCCCUUGGUCUUUUACCCGGAUAGCAUGCAUGACGUUAUCACCGAGUCGCUUUACUGCCUUCCUAUAGCGAGUUUCAAGCGCCUACCAAUUAAGAGCACUGUGAAGGAAAAGACGGUAUUUGCAGCUCUGGUUCUCGAACCUGUGGGACACAAGGCAACUACUGAGGGCUACGAUCCGGAUCUAUCUCAUAGAGACGUUUCGGAAUUGGUGUUUCGAAGGGUUGGGUUGGCAUAUACGACAGAUGGGGGCUGGACUGAUCAGCAUGAUAAGCUUUUGGAAAAGUGUCCUGUAAAUCCUGUCUAUCUAGUGCGGUAA
Molecule: messenger RNA, 2310 nt
Organism: Trichoderma asperellum CBS 433.97
Lineage: Eukaryota; Fungi; Ascomycota; Sordariomycetes; Hypocreales; Hypocreaceae
Source: RefSeq, a predicted model, not a curated record